AUGAGCCACCCAUGUAUGAAAAGUCUGCUGUUCCUCUUGUCCACCUUGUGCCUCUGCUCCAGCCAUUCCCCGGUUCCUCCAUUGCGUUUCUCGGCGUUCCUCGACCCCACACACCAGAUCUACCUGCGGUGGGACCAUGAAGACAGUAGCAGCUUGAUGACUUUUGAGCUGGAAGCCAAGACAACGGGAUGGGUGGCUUUUGGCUUCACUGUUCACGGAGAGAUGACCGGGGCAGACUUUGUGAUUGGCGGGGUCCUUCCCGAUGGCAACGUCUAUUUCUCAGUAAGAUGAAAAUAAUAUGAGCUGUCGUUUCCUCUUUGCAAGGAGUUUGUAUCUGCACAUACCGGGGCAGGGAGUGGGAGGCUGCUUUCGUUGUGACGGAAGUUACAAAUGGAUCUAGAGGUGAUGAUUUCACAGGACCAGGAGAACUUGUGCUUCCAGAGAGGUAUCAUUGUGUAGGUUCCUUAACAUAACAGACCCAUUGAACAUACAGUUCAGCUUGCAGAUGGGGCCACACUUGGCUGCCCAGCUGAAGGUAAAGGGAUGGUAUAGCACUAGAAAAUGGAGUGUGCAACCUGUGCUGUCUGAGCAUGCUAUGAUGAGGAUGGAGAUGGAGAUAAUUAAGCCCUGCCCAUCUGACUGGGUUGCCUCAACCACUCUGGGCAGCUUCCCCCCCCCAAAAAAAACCAGGAAAAACAGCAGCAGCAACAAACAUUAUAAGCUUCCCAAAACAGGGCUGCCUUCAGAUGUCUACGAAAAAUCAUAUAGGUGUUUUAACUCUUUGACAACAGCUGAAAGGACAUUUCACAGGGCAGGUAUGACUGCCGAGAAGGCCCUCUGCCUUGUUCCCUGUAGCUUCACUUCUCGCAGUGAGAGAACUACUAGAUGGCCCUCAGAGCUGGACCUCAGUGUCCAGGCUGAAUGAUUGGGGUGGAGACGCUCCUUCAGGGCUGAGGCCGUUUGGGGCUUUAAAGGUCAGCACCUGUGCUUGAAAACUGGCCCUGAAUGUCUGAGCUGCCUCCAUUCAACAGCCUUGUGUUUGGGUAAUACAUAUGUCCUAUCUGCAGUGCUUGUUUGUAUUGCAGUAAAAUGAUAUACAUACAUAGAUGUUCCAGAGCAUGGAUAUAGAGAUUGACUAGCUCUCAGAACAGGGAAGGUUGUCUGUACUGUGUUUCAGAUGAGUUUGGUAGGCAUUUUUCUUACUUCCUUAGCCUCCAUAUUUUACUCAUGGCCCAGCACCCUAUACAUUGUCAUAAAGUAGUGAUCUGAAAACGGCCAUUUUUCACUAUUGCUGCUGCCCUUUAGAAUGCUCCUUACUCUGCCAUACACAAAGCAUUAAUUACUGGCUUCAGACAGGCUUUCCUGGAUUCCUGUUUUUAGCUCUGUUUUUAUCGUUGUUUUCCUGCAUAUUUUGUACACUGCUCAGAAUUUCUUAAAGUAUUCCGUAGUUUAGAAAUACUUUUAAAGAAGAUACAGUAUGCCUCUCAGCUAGGGAUGGCAACAAAUUGUGCCCCAGAAGAAAAGAUGAGAUGGAUUUGGAAUUAGCAUGGACAUGCACAUUAGUGGUCAAAGGCUAUCCCCCCCAAAAUGUGUUGCUGAUGAGGAAUUUGAAUGCAGGUGUCCCCAGUUGAAAUCCACCAGACCACACUGGCUCUUUUGACUUCCUGUGUUUCCAAAAGUUUGUUCUCCCUGUUUCACUCAGGACUGGCAUGGUGUAGAUGAAGAAACUGUCUUGGAGGAUGAAAGCCAAGACUAUGAGCUGCUGUCCUUGACCCAGGAUGAGACAACCACAACCAUGGCAUUCAGGCGAUAUUUCCGUACCUGCGAUGAGCAUGACCUGGACAUCACGGUAACCAAAGCAGCCAUAUCCAGCUACAGUUCACAUCCAAGUCCAGCGGGCUUUAGAGCGGAUCGUGUCCUAGCACUUUUAAAAGUCUCGUUUGCUAAAAUGCAAGAGGCUGAAGUGGGUGCUUCGCACUCCCAAUAAAAUCAGUGGCACUUAAAAAAAACCACACAACUAAAAUAUUAAUGCAACGGUACUUAGAGGAAAAGGUUUGUAACAUGAGGUUCGUGGUUGGGUGUGACUCGGGGGGAAAAAUAUGGAAUGAUCCCACAUCUUCCCCUCUCUGCCCCCCAGGCUGUUCUGGGGGGUGGAGAGGGAGGAGAGAAGAGGCAAGCCCUAUUGUGCAAGCAGAAGUCUUUUUGCAGCGCUUCCACUGGUGCUGCUGCUUAGACGAAUCCCACCAAAAAUAUAGCAAAUGGGAGGAUUUUACUUUCUUUCUCUUCUUUUUUUAACAUCUUUAUUGAAAAUGCAAAAAGUGCAUAACUAAAUGUGCACUAAACAUGGUGAGAUGUAAAUAAAAGAGUGAAAAAGAGAGAAACAGCACCCGUGGAAAAGGGAAAAUAAUGGGGGGAAACCCCAAAACUGUAUAUUUUACAAAGUUGUUAUUGUACUUCCCCAGAUCUUAACCUAUUACAGCAUUUGUAAGAAUGGAUUCCAAAUGCCAUUGAAUUUGUCCAUGGCAAGUUUGCGUUUAUAUGCAAGUUGUUCAUAUGUUGCGAGUUUGGAUAAGUCUUCAAUCCAAUUGUAGAAGGGAGCCGCAUUUUUAAUUUUUCCAAUUCAUCAGUAUCAGUCUUUUUGCCGUGGUCAGGGCAAGGAGAGUCCACUCAGAUUGUCCUUUUGUAAGGUUCCACAUCUAUUCUUUUAGUUGCCAGCUUACCUGCAACAAUAUGAUAACGGAGGGGAGAUUUAUCUUUUUAACUUUUCCCUGCACAGGGUGACACACUACGACUGAUUGCUGGCUAUGGUACGGAUGACACAAUUGACUUCUUCAAAGGGAGAAUAAUCCACAAAUCUCUUUUCUUGAUGCUGCUGUCAACUGAAGAUGAAUUGCACUCACCCAGUGUCUACAAGGUGUAUGACCUGAAGCUCAACGAUGUGAGUAGUACCUCCCUAGCUGCCUUACAGCAAAGUGGAUGGAUCUUGUUGGAUAUUUCCAUUCAGCACCAAAAAGUCUCAGUGUUUCCCAUUAAGACAGAUUUCAUUCAUUUAUUCAAACUAGUGAUCGUGUUAUUGACACGGGCGUAUAUUUUUCACUGUUUGCUUUUCAGCAUACGUAUUAUUGCAGCUUGAAGUAAAAAUACAAAUUUGCAAAUCACUUAGACAAAUAAUAAUAUUGUAUUGCAAAUAAAUAUAUUGACAUUGGUUUCUUCCACGCUAUUAAACUCAUUUUAACCAUUUCAGAAGAGUGGCUGAUUGUACAAAGCUCCUUCCUUCACUGUUCAAAUCACCCUCUGCAACAUUUUUUUCUUUCUUUUCUUGCGCUGUUCCUUUUUGCUUAAAUCAAGGGAAAUUCAGUUGCUCGACUUUAAGAGAGUUAGGCACUCAUCUUCCCCUAGAGCCUUCUUAGCACUAAAUGUUGUCCAACAACAUUAAACCUAUUUGCAAAACUUUUUUAAAAAUUCAAACUGAUGAGUAAGUUUUUUCUGUAGCAGCAAUUUCCCCAAAGCAUUUCUGGCAAGGUAACAUUUUUAACCUAAAUGUGUGAGUUAGAAAACCUCCUGAUUUUAUAGUGGAACAGUUUCAGAGGAUGUGCUGCUAAACCUUAACACUAAGAAUUCAGAAAACAGAACACCAGAACAGAGAGAUAGAAAGAGAGAGAAAAGGAGAACAAUAUCCAUCCAGCAGAUUUUCCCAGACAUUUCCCAGACGUAUGGCAGCCCUAUCUCAUCUGAGUAUUACAACGAUUGAAUACAACCCAAUGUAUUCUGGUGGGUGGGGAGACUGAUCUACCACUGACCCAGAAGAUGAGCAUUGUUGCAUCCUGCUAGCGCAGUGGAUUCAAGAAUACAGUGGUACCUCAGGUUACACAUGCUUCAGGUUACAGACGCUUCAGGUUACAGACUCCGCUAACCCAGAAAUAGUACCUUGGGUUAAGAACUUUGCUUCAGGAUGAGAACAGAAAUCACGUGGUGGCGCGGUGGCAGCGGGAGGCCCCAUUAGCUAAAGUGGUACUUCAGGUUAAGAACAGUUUCAGGUUAAGAACGGACCUCCAGAACAAAUUAAGUUCUUAACCUGAGGUACCACUAUAGUCAUUUGCUCAAAGGAAAUCAAGUAUUCUCAUGAUCAAACUCUUAAUAGCAGGAUACCAUAGUAGGAUGUCAGCAACAUACAAGCACUCUUCAAAGGCGAAACCUGCCAAUGCAGGGAAAUUCCUUUCCGGCCCUUUAACAGCGACCUUAACGUAGCAGCUUCCUUUUUGAGAGCCAGUGUGGUGUAGUGGUUAAGAGCGGUAGACUCGUAAUCUGGGGAACCGGGUUCGCUUUUCUUCAAAAAGGUUGACACCAAGCGGUCCACAACCUGCCAUCCCUUCAGUCACAACCUCCAAUCUGCUGCCCAAGGCAAAUUGAGUUAUCUUACCUCAUGUUAGGGCCAGCCUUCACUUUUUUAUUGUAAUAGAAAAUUCCAGAAGCUGGCAACCCUACAACGCUCAGCGUUGUUUUGACUUUGUUUUGCAGUUCCCUAUCCCAGAGGAUGACACCACCUAUGCCUGCACUUUCAUACCGUUGCCAAUAGUCAAGGAAAAACAUCACAUCUACAAGGUAACUGUGGGAAAGAAGCAUAGAAAGGUUUCAGCUGAAGACCUCACUGUAAGCCGUUUUUUAGGAGGAGAAAAUGAUGGUUUCAGGUGAUGGUGGAGGGGGUGUCACAUCAACACUGACAAACGAUGCACUCCAUCCAAUGAAGGGGGAGGAAUUUAAAUUCGCUUGAAAAUUCCCCCAGGGACCACUCGAUAAACUUUUGCUGUUGUUUGAUAACUCCAAUGCACAUAAGUAAUUCAUAUUUUAUUAACAUUUCUUCUUCUUCAGCACUGGGAUCACAGACUCCCACCCCCUGCCCACAAGUGCCCCUGUUUUCCAGGGACAGUCCUGGAUUAAAAAGGUAAAAGGUGGCGCUGUGGUCUAAACCACUAUGCCUCUUGGGCUUGCCGAUCAGAAGGCCGGCGGUUCAAAUCCCUGCUGUGGAGUGAGCUCCUGUUGCUCUGCCCCAGCUCCUGCCAACCUAGCAGUUUAAAAGCACACCAGUACAAGUAGAUAAACAGGUACCACUGCAGCAGGAAGGUAAAUGGUUUUUCUGUGCGCUCUGGUUUCCGUCAUAGUGUUCCGUUGCGCCAGAAGGGGUUUAGUCAUGCUGGCCACAUGACCCGGAAAGCUGUCUGUGGGCAAAUGCUGGCUCCUUUGGCCUGAAAGCGAGAUGAGCGCCGCAACCCCACAGUCACCUUUACCUUUUACCCUGGAUUUACAGAAGCCAUCCCGGUUAAUGAAGUAGUCACUGUUUUUCCUUCUUUCUUUCCUCUGUCUACAGUUUGAGGCCAUGAUCACACCUCGAAACGAAACCAUGGUUCACCACAUCCUGGUUUAUGCGUGUGGCAAUGGCAGUGUGCUGCCGACUGGGGUCAGCGACUGCUACGGAGCUGAUCCUGAUUUUGCCCUCUGCUCCCAGAUAGUCGUGGGCUGGGCUGUAGGAGGAGGGGUGAGUAUGUGGGAACUUCCCAGGCCAUGAGAACUGCUUUUUCACCUGUGGUCAAACUACUGCAGUGAAGUUCAAAACUGAUCUCUGAGAGAGUUUUGGUGCUGUGGUGUUUUUUUUAAAUUGGUUCCAGGGUUUCAUUGUUUCUGGGUUCAAUUCCCCGGGGCUAAAUUUUCCUGAGCGUGUGCCACUGAAGUGAAUGGGAAGCUCAGCAAAGGUGUCUGGUCCAGUCUAGAUACUGGGCUGGGGUUUGUAGCUUUCUGAAUAAAGGGCCUUCCUAAAAACUUUCAGCUCCCUUAACAAGCUACCAUUCACUGGUGCCAUACGACUAUUUUAAAUAUUUCGUCUAGAAGAUGUGAUCGCUAUUGAUCCCUGCCAGAGGUUUUACGGCCUUAUGUGUCUACCCAACAGUAAAUCCCAUUGAGUUAAAUGAGUCUUACAGACCUUCCAAGUGUCCCUAUUUUCCAGGGACAGUCCUGGAUUUAUAGAAGCUUUCCCGAUUUCUGAUCUGAUUCCAGAAUGUCCCACUUUUCCUUAGGGAGUUAUGUGACCCCCCCAAGCCAAGGAGAUAAGUAACCUUUAGAAGACAUAUGAAGGCAGUCCUGUAUAGGGAAGGUUUUCUCCCAUAAGGUUUAAUUGAUGUUUAAUGUUUUAUUAUGUUUUUAUAUAUAUUGGAAGCCAUCCAAAGUGGCUGGGACAACCCAGUCAGAUGCAUGAGGUACUAUUAUUAUUAUUAGUAGUAGUAGUAGCAGUAGUAGUAAAUAGGACGCCCCUAUUUUCUUUGGAGAAAUGUUGGAGGGUAUGGACUUACUCACAGGUAAAUGGGUUUAGGACUGCUGCCUCACUGAAUUUGUAAUAUUACUGACUUCUGUGCAACAUCAAGCUCAGAAGCCAAGGGAACAGGGGACGCAACAGUCAACUGAUCAUUUUUUAAUAGCUGUUUUUCUUCUCCCCCACCAACCAACUAGAGCUACAUGUUCCCAGAUGAAACUGGAAUCUCCUUAGGUACGCCAAUUGAUCCCCAGUGGAUCCGGUUAGAAGUCCACUACAGCAAUUUUAAUGGCAUUCCAGGUGAGUAAAGCACACAUAUUGAUUGCGUAAGAGGAAGGUGAUGUGUUGAUGAGGGGCAGGGAACACGGCCAGAGCAUGGGGAGAGAAAUUGGGCAUGCUUUACUGGGGGGGGGGGGACUAAGGGACUACAGCAUAGGCUUCCGACCUAUUUCCAGGAGGGGGGAAAUUGAGGCUAAAUUGUAGGUGAUGGUUGAGGAUGUUUAUGAAACUUAUCUGAGGAUCUCAGGGGCGGGAAAACUUGUACCGAAAGCUCCAGGAGUUGUAGUUUGACAGAUAUGUGCCUCUCUCAAGAACUACACGUCUCAGGGUUCCUUAAUUCCUGCUGGUGUUUCCUUUGCAGAGGAAAGGAGAGCCAGUGGGGGGAGUAUGGCAGUCCUAGACAUACAAAGAGUGAUGGACACAGGAAGGCCAGCUUCUGCAUUUGGAGGCCUUUUUUGUUGUUGUUGUUUUUUGGUCUUACUGGAUUAGAAGUGUCUGUGGAGAAAUGUUAGGGCAGCUGCUAUUGAGCACCAGGAGACAUGGACAAUGGGAGAUGCUGGUGUUGGGGACUGUGGCCAGCGGAAGCACUGAUAGAGUCGUACCUUGGAUCCCAAACGCCCUGGAACUCAGACGUUUUGGCUCCCGAAUGCCGCAAACCCCGAAGUGAUUAUUCCGGUUUGAGAACGUUCUUUUGGACCCUGAACGUCCGACAGGGCUUCUGUAGCUUCUGAUUGGCUGUAGGAGCUUCUUGCAGCCAAUCAGAAGCUGCAGUUUGGUUUUUGACCGUUUUGAAAGUCGAACGGAUUCCGCUCGACUUCCAAGAUACAACUGUACUUGGAAAACGCUUCUGGAGUUAUCUGAAUGGUGCUUCUAUAAAUAUUCAUAUUUCUUCACGUCCUUUAGUAAAUAUUUAUCACUAUGAGGAACUUUGCAGGAUAGUGUGAGGUAGGCCCCAUGUGUCACACUGGUAAGACUUGAGGGUCCAUCUACGCCAGCAAUGUUUACCAGUCAGAUGCCUCUGGAAGUUUGCAAGUAGGACAUUAAGUUGAUGUCCUGUUUGUCUGUUUGUUGUUGAAUGUACAAGUAAGGAAAAGGUAAAUGGACCCCUGAGCAUUAUGUCCAGUCAUGACCGACUCUGGGGUUGCGGCGCUCAUCUCGCUUUAUUGGCCAAGGGAGCCGGCAUACAGCUUCCGGGUCAUGUGGCCAGCAUGACUAAGCCGCUUCUGGUGAACCAGAGCGGCGCACGGAAACGCCGUUUACCUUCCCGCUGGAGCGGUACCUAUUUAUCUACUUGCACUUUGAUGUGCUUUCGAACUGCUAGGUGGGCAGGAGCAGGGACCAAGCAGGGAGCUCACCCCAUCGUGGGGAUUCGAACCGCCGACCUUCUGAUCAGCAAGUCCUAGGCUCUGUGGUUUAACCCACAGCGCCACCCGCAUCCCUUUUGAAUGUACAAGUAGAUGUAUACUAUCUUGAUUAUCGGAAGCCCCCCAAAUUUUCACUCACGUGGUAAAGUGGCCUCUCACCACAGGCUUAUCCACUCUUCUGUUUGCCCCACCGCUUUCCCCUGGGAAAACCAGUGGUUUAGCGCUAAAUCAGAGCAAACAGCAAUUGAGUUCUCCACAGAGCAGGAUUUCUGGGGGAAAGCAGCAGGGCAACGGCAAAACCGCUCAGACCCAUGCCUAGAAAGCAGAAAACAGUUUGGACUCAUGAUUUUCUAGGCAUGGAACAAAGUGAAGUGUGAACAAACCCUAUUUUCAGUUGCACUGAAACUUAUACAGAACCAGUUGCUCAGCUGCAGGUUUUCUUUCCUAAGGCUUGAUUGACAACUCGGGGAUACGACUCUAUUAUACUACGGAGCUGCGUCCUUAUGACAUGGGGGUUCUACAGACAGGAUUCUUCACAUUUCCAAUCCAUUUCCUGCCCCCUGGAGCCGAGUCCUUCAUGUCCUAUGGUGUCUGCAAUACCAGUCAGUUUGAUGAUGUAAGUUCCGGAGUAUUCCACAGCCCUUCGCCCUCCCCAGUUCAGUAACAAAUGCUAGCACUGAGCGUUGAUACUUCAUAUUCAGGCUACUAUUUCAAAGACAUGCUCUUAUUGCAUUCUAUAUAAAAGCUCUACAAAGAGCAGCUCAGGGUUAAGGUCAGACUCCCCGUUCCAUGGGAAACACAUGCACAUUUCCCCAGCAGAAAGCAGCCAUGGAGGCUAACGGGCUGAGCAGGGGAACCGCAGGGAACGGGGCUGCCCUAGCAGUAGGGAUGGAGACAGGGCUCAGCCUCCAGCUGUAAAAAUGUCUUGCAGUGGCAACUGCAGGCGAGAAGUGCUUGUUCCUCACUGUGGAGAGAAAUUGAAGCUAGGACAAAUUCUUGAGCUUUUUGUGUGGGCUUGCCAGUGUUGUUCUCCAGGUUCCAGGCUCCAGGCUCCUGCAUCUUUUACGUUUCAGAGGAGGGAGGGAAGGAAAGAGGGGCAUUCAUGGCAUCCCAUGGUGCCACGGCACACUGGUUGAAAACCACUGCUGUAGCUAAUAAGCAGCAAAUUGCCAGCAUGGCUGUUUUGGUGCUGAAAUUUGGCUGCCAGAACAUUCCAUAGAUGUCUGAUGAUUUCCUGAGAUGUUUGCCAGGGCAAGUGUUCAAAGCAUAGUGGCCAGAUCAGCAACGGAGGAAGCUGUUCUGGAGCCUGGGGGUGGGGCGAGCUGCCCAGAGGGACGGGGCGCAUUGCAGGGCCUCCGGGGUCUGCCUGCCUCCUCCCACAAAGCCGCCCUACAGCUGGGGGGGAGGUAGAGGGCAGACCGUUUGGGCAGUGGGGAGCCUGCGUGCGCCCAAGCCACCCAUCUCUCCCAGGAGAGAUGCGUGGCUCACGUGCGCUGCAGGCCCCGCGGUGAGUGCUGCCCGGCAUUUUGUCACCCCCUUCAGUGGUGACACCAAAGGUGGCCCAUACCCAUGGACCCCCUCUUCCUCCGCCCCUGGGCCAGAUGCCAUUCAUGGGCCUUUUCCUCCUGUUUUUGGAUUGCAGAUGAAUGGCGUUCCAGUGCCUGAUAUGCAUGUCUUUGGUUACUUGCUGCAUACCCACUUGGCUGGGUUGGGAGUGAGAGGAGUCCAGUACCGGUAAGAAAAGCCAGUGUCUAUGUGGGCCACACUAGUUUUUUGGUGUGGUUUUUUUACUUCUGUUAAUUUGUUUUUAUUUACAACAUUUGUUUGUGAUACAAAACAAACAAAUAAGCAAGGAAAGGUACAUAUAGUGUCUCCACUUUCCGUUCAUAGCCUUUUUCACAGUUCGUUUACAUUCGGUGUGAGACACUAUUGCCCUAGAGGCCUAGACAUUGCGGGGAAAAGAGGUAUAGCAUGGAUCACUCCCAGUUUUCAAAUGAAAGCACCCCCAUUAUUCUGCAACAAGUGAAGGCCUGUGUACUCAUGGUGUGUAAAGGUAAAGGACCCCUGGACAGUUAAGUCCAGUCAAAGGCAUUUGUCCACAGACAGCUUUCUGGGUCAUGUGGCCAGCAUGACUAAACCAUUUCUGGCGCAACAGGACACCAUGACAGAAACCAGAGCGCACGGAAACGGCGUUUACCUUCCCGCCGCAGUGGUACCUAUUUAUCUACUUGCACUGGCAUGCUUUCAAACUGCUGGGUUGGCAGGAGCUGGGAUGGAGCAACAGGAGCUCACCCCAUUGCAGGGAUUCGAACUGCUGACCUUCUGACUGGCAAGCCCAAGAGGCUCAGUGUGUAACAGGUGGGGGACAGGAACACAGACAGAAAACUCAGUUCACUGUUCAUACUGAAGACUGAAACACAACCAACAGAUGUCAUUUCACUUAGUAAUAUUAGCUCUUAGAAAUGUUUGUCAGGAAGGCAUUAGAUCAGAUCCUGGUUGCAUCCCAGUUACAGUUUUCUCUCAGCGGCAUCUCAGGUUUGUUUGUCUCUCCUGUUUCUUUGUCUCCACACCCCCACCCCACUCCCAGGAAUGGAGAGCAGCUGACUGUCAUUUGUGAAGACAACAAGUACGAUUUCAAUCUCCAGGAGACCAGAGGCAUGAAGGAGGAGGUCAUUUUCAAAUCAGUACGUCAUCUCAGUGUUUCCCUUUGGACCACACUUUGGUGGUAAGAAGCAACUUUCAGCAGCGACCCUUUGCUGCUAUAGGUUUGACCCCGCGUCCUCUUGUGUUUUACAGGGAGAUGAGUUCCUGGUGGAAUGUCACUAUCAAACCAAAGACCGGACAGGGUUGACCUUCGUAAGUCCUUGACUGAAAACCACCUAAGCCAGGGGUCAGCAAACUUUUUCAGCAGGCAGCCGGUCCACUGUCCCUCAGACCUUGUGGGGGACCAGACUAUAUUUUUUGGAGGGGAGAAUGAAUGAAUUCCUAUGCCCCACAAGUAACCCAGAGAUGCAUUUUAAAUAAAAGGACACAUUCUACUCAUGUAAAAACACCAGGCAGGCCCCACAAAUAACCCAGAGAUGCAUUUUAAAUAAAAGGACACAUUCUACUCAUGUCAAAACACACUGAUUCCCAGACCGUCCGCGGGCCGGAUUUAGAAGGCGAUUGGGCCAGAUCCGGCCCCCAGGCCUUAGUUUGCCUACCCAUGACCUAAGCAUUAGGGGGAAGGUGGUUUCAGGAGAGGGCAACUUUUGCUAAAUCCAAUCUUGCUGUCCCCAGAAUAUCCAAAUAUUUUAGUAACAGCUUGCAGGGCCACCUAAGGUUUCCGGGUGUGGUGGAAGGAGGGGAAAGCACAGGCCAGUAUCAGGGGAGUUGUGGGGUGAGAUAUGGGGCAGAAUGCGCAGAACAAGGCUGAGAUGUGGAUUUGUGAACAAAUCCCACAAAUCCCUUACUGAUUCCCACCUGCCAGGGAAUUGACCCAGUUCCUACUGUACAAAAGCACAGGACUGUAGUGCCUGUCUCUGCUAUUCUUCCUGCACAGCACUGUCUUGACUCUGGCUGUGCUGAGACCUGGAGCAAGCAAGAGCUGCUGUUGUGCUGCGGCCAAAACUGUUAUGUACUGAAGUUCUCACCCUGGGCCAGCAGGGGGAUACUGUAGAUAGUUAUGCAAAUUAGGGAUCGAAAGUGACGUUCAGUGAUUGGAUAGUUUUAGAAAAUUGUUACAGUACGUUGUACUGGAGCUCUAUAUAAGCAGGCUGGCUGAACCCUUCAGUCCAGUUCUGUUCUGGCCUGUGAAUAAACAAGAGCUGUUUGAAGAAUCGCUGUGUUGUCUGAUAUGUUCACUCACAACUUAACAAAAACCCUCUCUCUCUCUUUUUACAAUAUUUUAAUUGGUUUUUGCAGUUUACAUUUGUCUUCAAAUCAUAAUCAUAAUUAUAAUCAUACACAAAGAAUUCCCUCUGCCCCUCCGUGGAUUCCAUUGACAUUCCUUUUUCAACUGCAUCUUAUACGAUUCUCCAUUUUCUUAAAAUUCCCUAUUUCCCCAUAGUUCUUGUUACAUUACAAGUGUUGUUACAGUCCUGCCAAAGUUUUUAGUUGUUUACAAUGUUCUCGGAGGUAACAUAUAAAUUUUUCCCAUUCCCCCUUAGCAAAAUUUCUAUCUUCUUGAUUUCUGAUCUUCCUGGUCGUUUUUGCCAUUUCGGCGUAAAUCCAUCAUCUUUAUCUCUGGCCGGCACUUUGUCUUCUUUCUGUCUCUGGGCCAAAAGUAUCCGCGCUGCUGUCGUCACGUGCGUAAAUAGUCUUUCCUGCUCCUUUGUUAUACAGUGGUACCUCGGGUUACAUAUGCUUCAGGUUACAUACGCUUCAGGUUACAGACUUUGCUAACCCAGAAAUAGUGCUUCAGGUUAAGAACUUUGCUUCAGGAUGAGAACAGAAAUUGUGCUCCGGCGGCGCGCCAGCAGCAGGAGGCCCCAUUAGAUAAAGUGGUGCUUCAGGUUAAGAACAGUUUCAGGUUAAGAACAGACCUCGGGAACGAAUUAAGUACUUAACCCGAGGUACCACUGUAUCUGCACCUAAAAUUCCUAAUAGAAAAGCUUCUGGUUUUUCAAAACUCUUGCAUCUUAAAUGAAUUUGGCCUUUGUUUUCCCUCAGGGCGGACCAAGUACUCUGAACGAAAUGUGCCUGGCCUUCCUCUUCUACUAUCCUCGAAACAACAUCUCCAGCUGCAUGGGAUACCCAGACAUUCAGCAGGUGGCCCGUGAGCUGGGCCAAGAGGCAGCAGAGUAAGUGUUUCUGAGAAGGUGCCUGAAUGCCACGGCAGGACACAGGCAGCAUCCGAUCCGCAAUCGUGUUGCAGGACAGAGGCAGGCAGACCGUUCUAAGGCAGCGGUUGCCAAUCCACGGUUUUUUGUGGGGGCUAAACAGGCCUCCUUAAGUGGAUUUUUCGGGGGGAUGCAUGCAAUCCAAUCCAUUUUGGCAGCAGUGUCCAAAAAGUAAAAAUAAUAGGGCUCAGCCCCCACCACCCUGAUAGGGAUUUAUACUUGUUUUAUUUAUUGAAUUUAUAUACCGCCCUAUACUCAGGGCGGUUCACAGAAAAGAUCACAGUAUAUAAAAUCAAAAUAAGAACAAUAACCUAAUAAUACACCCCCCCCAAAAUAGCCACAUUUUGAAAGGGUAUGGGAUGUCAAUCAGGUCAACCUGGUUAAAAAAGAACAUUUUUGCCUGGUGCCUAAAGGUGUAUAAUGAAGGCGCCAGGCGAACUUCCCUGGGGAGAGCAUUCCACAGGCGGGGAGCCACCACAGAGAAGGCCCGUUCUCGUGUUGCCACCCUCCUGACCUCUCAAAGGGGAGGCACACAAAGGAAGGCGUCAGAAGAUGAUCUCAGGGUUUGGGUAGGUUCAUAUGGAGAGAGGCAGUCCUUGAGGUAUUGCGGUUCUGAGACGUUUAAGGCUUUAUAGGUCAGAACCAGCACUUUGAAUUGGGCCCACCCUCAUUCAUCAGAUCUAUCAUGUGAUGGUGUGGGGAACAGGUGGUAAUCUCCCUCAUCAGCUGAUCCACAGAGUUCUGGGUGGCUGUGUGCCCCUGGGUGUAACUGCCUUGGGAAGGCGGCUGUGUAGAUUAUCCACACUCAAUACAAGCAUGAGCCCCCUGGAGGGUUGCCUGAGGUAAUUUGGGUCAUUGUCAAGCCAAAGAAAGGGUUAGCCACUCAUCCCUGUUCUGAAGUGUGAUGGAAGAAGUUGGAGCCACCCAUUGGUUGCCUUCCUGGGUAGAGAAUGUGUGUUUAAAGCUCAAACCACAUUCAUCCUCCUUCGGAAGGCCCAUACGUCUUCAUUCUUCCAAGGUCAGCCUCUCUUUCCAUGCUGCCAACUUCCUAUGGCACAGCCCCUGUGAAGCAUUAAUCUUCUUUUCCUGUGUUGCUCCUCAAUUUCUCCCCUCCAGUGCAAUGGAAGGAAUGAUGGCUGUAAACUUGGUGGAAUGGGACCAAGAGACCAUCAAGAAAGCAGAGAAGGCUUGCAAGGAGGCCAAUCAGAUUGUGGUCAUCAAAACAAUUGAUGUAAGCAAGGUUUUGGGGGCAUUUUUUUUGUAUUUGGUGUUAACAUCAGCUGGAAAAAUCAGAAAGGGGAUCCAAAGUUUCUCUGGUUUCCUUGCAGUUCCCUCCUUUGGCCAGGACUUGAUGGUGGCAGCAUAGGCUGACUCCUUGUCUUACACCCUUCUGCUCCUAGGACAGGUCCUGCUCUUGGUUCAUUCAAGUCCCGAGUCUGACACCGACCCAUAAGGAACAAAUGACACAUUAUGUUGGUGAAGGAGCUGUGUCUUUAAGUGUGGGGUGAGGUGGGAUUAAAGGAAUGGCUAAUGCAAGAGGGUUUGAUCCAGAUCAGGACCCUACACUGGGGGAAAUAGAGGUGGUUUAACCAAUGGUCCCCUCACAACUGCAAUUUCCACAGGGGGGAAAGCUCCUGAUAAAGCAAAUGGGAAGUUUUUCCAAGGCAAACUCCAGACACAGGCCCCAUGUAAUAUUUAGAACCACAGAGCCUAGGGCUUGCCGAUCAGAAGGUCGGUGGUUUGAAUCCCCGUGACGGGGUGAGCUCCCGUUGCUCCUGCCAACCUAGCAGUUUGAAAGCAUGUCAAAGUGCAAGUAGAUCAAUAGGUACCGCUCCGGCGGGAAGGUAAACGGCGUUUCCGUGUGCUGCUCUGGUUUGCCAGAAGCGGCUUAGUCAUGCUGGCCACAUGACCCAGAAGCUGUACGCUGGCUCCCUCGGCCAAUAAAGCGAGAUGAGCGCUACAACUCCAGAGUCGUCCAUGACUGGACCUAACGGUCAGGGGUCCCUUUACCUUUUAAAGGCUUAAAGCUCCCCUACCCUCACACAAGAGCACAAAUCAAAAUCUUUGGGGGGUGUCCAGCAGUGCAUGAGUGGAGUUGCACUCACACAGUGGGACUUGCUUUUCCUCUCUCACCCACCCAUCCUCCCCAAAUCUGCUCCAUAGGGUCCCCCAACCCUCCCAAGCUGAUUUUUAGGGUGGGUGGGGGUCCAAGAACCUCAGUGUUGUUCAGUUGUUGCUACAAUUGCACAGCCUUACCUGAAAGUAGAUUUGUGGUGGGUAGGAGAACAGAACUGUGAAAUGGUCCCUGGAGCUUGUCCCUUUAGCAUCUCGUUUUUCAACCUAUCAUAGAAUCAUAGAAUUGUAGAGCUGGAAUUUCAGCUAAAGCAUCCAUGGCCAACCUCUGCUCCCCCCCCCCCAAAUAUCCUUUAUUAGGCAUAGCAAACCACACAUUAUCAAACAGACACCGUAUACAAAUUGUGCAAAAUACAAGAUCAACAUAACAAGGUUUGUCCCAGUCAGAUCUUUAACUCCAAAGAAAAUCAAUUUGCAUAAAUAAUACAAUACAACCACUCAAUCUCUUUAUAAUGGCCCAGUCUUUCUACAUGGACAGCACUCAGAAAUUCAGCCACUAUUAAAGUAAUUUGAUCAUUACUGGUAGCGUAGAAAUCAGCCUAUUGAGUUGUAAGGCCUCUAAUAAUUGUCUUCUGGCAUAAAUGCCAAAAUCACAGGAAAAGAAAAUAUGCUCCAAAGUAUUAGGUUCCUGUUUACUACAUUUGCAGAGAUGCUCUGAUUCUGGGAGAGCUAAAUAUCUUCCUCUCACUAUCAUAUUAAAUCUGGCUAAUAUAAACAUCCUGCACAAUUCAUGAUUCUUCAGAUUUGUCAUGUAUCCCUUUUGAAAAUCUCUACACAAAGGGAGAUUUAAAUAGAGAGGAGAACAAGUGCUGUGCUUUGCAACAGCAAGUCAACCUCUGCUUAAAAACUUCCAAGCAAGGAGAUUCCAUCACCUCCCGAGAGAGACUGUCCCUCAUCAUUUUCCAUUUCAAACUAUGUCUUAUCUCUCCAAGAGAGAAGUAGUACCAACCUCACGACUACAACAAAAAAAUAGGUGUAGAUCCUUAAAGUUUUUUUUCUUUCUUGACCUCCAGGAGGUGGUGAGAAAUGAGACUGGCUUUGUCCGAGACAUUGUUGACCUUGAACCAGAGCCCUGCAAGGACAUUUCCAGAUCCCCGCCUGCACCUCCGCUAGAAAGGAAAGCCAAGCACCAGGCGACUCCUCCCACGGUGACCUCCAAGGCUCUCAGCCCAACGGGCAACUUUCCUUUUGCUGGCCUGCUCUUCAUCCCUCUGGCGUUCACUUGGCUUCUCGCCCCUUCUCAGAGCAGACUCUGA
Messenger RNA from Podarcis lilfordi (Lilford's wall lizard), 16153 nucleotides. NCBI's taxonomy places the organism in Eukaryota, Metazoa, Chordata, Lepidosauria, Squamata, Lacertidae. The record is from the annotation of a GenBank genome assembly.